Molecule: messenger RNA, 513 nt
Organism: Dromiciops gliroides (monito del monte)
Lineage: Eukaryota; Metazoa; Chordata; Mammalia; Microbiotheria; Microbiotheriidae
Product: IQ domain-containing protein F6-like
Exons: 3
Coding region: 1-513 (170 amino acids)
Molecular function (GO): calmodulin binding
Source: RefSeq, a predicted model, not a curated record
AUGGAGCAAAGGCUAUCUCAGAGCUGCAUUAAGGGGCUUGAUGUCCAGAACGAAGGAGAUGCUGGUUCUGCCCUCAGCAGACCCAGUAGAGGAUUGUGCUUAGUUCAGAGCACCACACUCAAGGAAACGGGCCCCCUUCUACCCCAGGACAAGGAGAACAAGGCAGCCAUUAAGAUCCAGGCCUGGUGGAGGGGCUUGCUGGUUCGACGGACGCUGUUGCACGCGGCCCUCCGUGCCUGGAUCAUUCAGUGCUGGUGGCGGGCUGUGCUGGCCCGGGCACUGGACAAGCGACGGCGGACGAUGCUGCUGCUCUACUCCCGGCAGGAGGGCGCCGUGGUCAAACUGCAGGCGCGGGCGCGCAUGUGGCGGAUUCGCCGCUGCUUCUGCCGGGCGCGGGCUGCUGCCUGCAUCAUCCAGGCGUACUGGCGUUGGUAUGCCAGCCGAAACCGAAAAUUGGAGAGCAGCCACACGACGGCAGAGCAUUUGGAGAUCGAUAUAAAAAUUCUGGUUUAA